AUGGGGAGUAAAUGGAUCUAUGUGGCUAUCCUGGGGAUGGCAUGCUUGAUGCUUGCAGUCAAUGGAACAGAUGGUAGCAACUCCACGGCAAGCAACAGCUCAAUAUCUUCUAACAUGACCAUGAACCUGACCCAAACAAGCCCUCCCAACAUUACCACUAACCUGACCAUGACCCAACCUCCAGACAUAAACAUGAACCUGACCCACACAAGCCCUCCCAACAUUACCACUAACCUGACCAUGACCCAACCUCCAGACAUAAACAUGAACCUGACCCAAACAAGCCCUCCCAACAUCACCACUAACCUGACCAUGACCCCCCCUCCCAACAUGACCUUGAACCUGACCCACACAAGCCCUCCCAACAUUACCACUAACCUGACCAUGACCCACCCUCCAGACAUAAACAUGAACCUGACCCACACAAGCCCUCCCAACAUCACCACCAACCUGACCAUGACCCUUCCUCCCAACAUGACCUUAAACCUGACCCAAACAAGCCCUCCCAACAUUACCACUAACCUGACCAUGACCCAGCCUCCAGACAUAAACAUGAACCUGACCCACACAAGCCCUCCCAACAACACCACUAACAUGACCAUGACCCCCCCUCCCAACAUGACCUUGAACCUGACCCAAACAAGCCCUCCCAACAUUACCACUAACCUGACCAUGACCCACCCUCCAGACAUAAACAUGAACCUGACCCAAACAAGCCCUCCCAACAUCACCACUAACCUGACCAUGACCCCCCCUCCCAACAUGACCUUGAACCUGAUCCAAACAAGCCCUCCCAACAUUACCACUAACCUGACCAUGACCCACCCUCCAGACAUAAACAUGAACCUGACCCACACAAGCCCUCCCAACAACACCACUAACAUGACCAUGACCCCCCCUCCCAACAUGACCUUGAACCUGACCCAAACAAGCCCUCCCAAUAUCACCACUAACCUGACCAUGACCCACCCUCCAGACAUAAACAUGAACCUGACCCAAACAAGCCCUCCCAACAUCACCACUAACCUGACCAUGACCCUUCCUCCCAAUAUGACCGUGAACCUGACCCACACAAGUCCUCCCAACAUCACCACCAACCUGACCAUGACCCACCCUCCAGACAUAACCAUGAACCUGACCCAAACCAGCCCUCCCAACAUCACCACUAACAUGACCAUGACCCUCCCUCCUAACAUGACCUUGAACCUGACCCAAACAAGCCCUCCCAACAUUACCACUAACCUGACCAUGACCCACCCUCCAGACAUAAACAUGAACCUGACCCACACAAAUCCUCCCAACAUCACCACCAACCUGACAAUGACCCUUCCUCCCAAUAUGACCAUGAACCUGACCCACACAAGCCCUCCCAACAUCACCACCAACCUGACAAUGACCCAUCACCCCAACAUGACCAUGAACCUGACCCACACAAGCCCUCCCAACAUCACCACUAACAUGACCAUGACCCUUCCCCCCAACAUGACCAUGAACCUGACCCACACAAGCCCUCCCAACAUCACCACUAACAUGACCAUGACCCUUCCCCCCAACAUGACCAUGAACCUGACCCACACAAGCCCUCCCAACAUCACCACUAACAUGACCAUGACCCUUCCUCCCAACAUGACCAUGAACCUGACCCACACAAGCCCUCCCAACAUCACCACUAACAUGACCAUGACCCUUCCCCCCAACAUGACCAUGAACCUGACCCACACAAGCCCUCCCAACAUCACCACUAACAUGACCAUGACCCUUCCUCCCAACAUGACCAUGAACCUGACCCACACAAGCCCUCCCAACAUCACCACUAACAUGACCAUGACCCUUCCUCCCAACAUGACCAUGAACCUGACCCACACAAGCCCUCCCAACAUCACCACUAACAUGACCAUGACCCUUCCUCCCAACAUGACCUUGAACCUGACCCACACAAGCCCUCCCAACAUCACCACCAACCUAACCCAAACUCGUCCUCCCAGCAUGACAAACAAUAUAACAUUACCAGGCUCCAAUAUCAUAACCAACAUCAGUAAUCAAUCACUAGAAAUUACUGGCAGAGAUAACUGCAGAAGGGAUAGGGCUUGUUUCUCCGCUCCACCUACCUGUAAUCCAGGUGCACAAGGUUCCUGCUAUUUCCUCUCUACUAAAGGAAUAACCGGAAAUGCAGAUAAUUUUACCUUUGAGCUCAGUGGCGAGUCAGAUGGUUACAUCGCAGCUGGCCUAUCUCGAGACAGCAGUGGUCAAGGUGCCACCAUCUAUUCUUGCGCCAGUUUCAAUGGUGUACUCAGGUUCAUCCGUGCCACACUGAACAAUCAAAGACUGACUCCGGAUGACACAUUCAUCCCUGGAAGCUUCCGUGGCUCAGUGAAUGAAAGAAAGAUUCAAUGCAUUUUCAAUGCCGCAGGUCUCGGCAGCAGCACCACUCGUGCUGCAACCACAGAAACUUUCGUCUUCGUUUUAACAGGCAGCAUCUCAAAUGGUUCUCUGGAUUCUCCAGUCAGUAGACUGGCCACAAAUGGGUCAGUGGACUUAGGCAACCCUAACAGCACAGAUGCUGCAAUAAUAGCACCAAGUACAAAUGCCACUGCAUCUAACACCACAACAGUAUCUACAAACCUGACCCAGACGCCAUCUCCCAACAUAACCAUGAACAUGACCCAACCGGGCCCACUCAACAUGACCACAAAUUCAACCCAGACACAUCCUCCCAACAUAACCAUGAACAUGACCCAACCGGGCCCACUCAACAUGACCACAAACUCAACCCAGACACGCCCUCCCAACAUAACCAUGAACAUGACCCAACCGGGCCCACUCAACAUGACCACAAAUUCAACCCAGACACAUCCUCCCAACAUAACCAUGAACAUGACCCAACCGGGCCCACUCAACAUGACCACAAAUUCAACCCAGACACAUCCUCCCAACAUAACCAUGAACAUGACCCAACCGGGCCCACUCAACAUGACCACAAACUCAACCCAGACGCGCCCUCCCAACAUAACCAUGAACAUGACCCAACCGGGCCCACUCAACAUGACCACAAAUUCAACCCAGACACAUCCUCCCAACAUAACCAUGAACAUGACCCAACCGGGCCCACUCAACAUGACCACAAACUCAACCCAGACGCGCCCUCCUAACAUGACAAACAAUAUAACACCGUCCGGCUCUAAUACCAUGACCAACAACAACAUCAUUAGUCAAUCACAAGAAAUCACUAGCAGAGAUAACUGCAGAAGGGAUAGGGCUUGUUUCUCCGCUCCACCUACCUGUAAUCCAGGUGCACAAAGUUCCUGCUAUUUCCUCUCUACAAGAGGAAUAACCGGAAAUGCAGAUAAUUUUACCUUUGAACUCAGUGGCGAGUCAGAUGGUUACAUUGCAGCUGGCCUCUCUCGAGACAGCACUGGUCAAGGUGCCACCAUCUAUUCUUGCGCCAAUUUUAAUGGUACAAUGAGGUUCAUCCGUGCCACACUGAACAAUCAAAGACUGACUCAGGAUGACACAUUCAUCCCUGGAAGCUUCCGUGGCUCAGUGAAUGGAAAAAAGAUUCAAUGCAUUUUCAAUGCUGCAGGUCUCGGCAGCAGCACCGCUCGUGCUGAAACCACAGAACCUUUCAUCUUCGUUUUAACAGGCAGCGUCUCAAAUGGCUCUCUGGAUUCUCCAGUCACUAGACUGGCCACAAAUGGGUCAGUGGACUUAAGCAACCCUAACAGCACAGAUGUUUUGGUCAUAACACCCAGUACAAACGCCACUGCAUCUAACGCCACUACAGCAUCAAACGCCACUUCAUCUAACAUUACAGCAAACACUAGUACUACAAUUGAUAAGGUCACCAGGGACAGCUGUAAGAAGGACAAGGCAUGUUUCUCCACUCCAGCCAGCUGUGAUCCAUCUACUUCCAAUAGCUGUUUUUUUGCUUCCACAAGAGGGGUAAAUGGAAGCUCAGACAAUCUCACUUUUGAGCUCAGUGGGGAGUCGAAUGGUUAUAUCGCAGUUGGCCUCUCUCGAGACAACAAGGAGGGUGAUGGUGAUACCAUCUAUUCAUGUGCCAACAACAAUGGUACAGUGAAGUUCAUCCGUGCCACACUGAACAACACCAUUCUGACUCCAGAUAACACCUUUAGACCUGGAUCCUUCCGUAGCUCUGUGAACAACACGAAGAUUCAAUGCAUAUUCAUAGCUGCAGGUCUCAACAGCAGCACCCGUGCAGCGAACACAAAUGCUUUUCUCUUCUUCUUCACUGGCAACUUUACCAAUGGCACCAUGGGGUCUCCAUUUACACGAAUGGCAACAAAUUCAUCAGUUGAUCUAACCAACUUUAACAGCUCAGAUGUUGCAAUAAUAACACCCCCUACAAAUACAGUCUCUAAUACUACCACUUCUACUACUAUUACAACUACUACUGCAAAACCUACUACAGGAGGGAGCAAUGCGCUGCAGCAUGUGGCUUCUCAGGCUGCUGUGGUAAUUCUCUCAGGGAUCCUUGCAGUCCUCCUGUUGUAAGGAUGCUGCCUGGACGUGUCUUUUGCUUUCUGAAACUGGUCGAUGAGCACUGAAUACUUGAUGAACCCAACACUAAAGUAUAAGUUAUUCAGCACAUUUAUAAUUGUGUAAUACUGUGACUCUGGGAACAAUGAAGCAAGAAGCUGAAAAUAUGGGGAAGAGGGAAAUAUAUCAUUUAUUUAAUCUGUGUGAGAGAGAAAGAUUGUGUGUAUGAGUGUGUUUUUGUGAGAGUUAGUGUUUGUAUUCUGCAAAUGUACUGAUACUUAAAAAUCAGGCUCCUGCACAGAAUGGGCUGAUGAGAAUGUGUAUAAUCAGUCUGUUAAUGUAAUGGCGCAAGUCACCAAGUGGCUGAAAUGUCUAGAAAUAGCUAAGAAAAUUAUUUUUAAAUGUCUUUCAUUUAUUAUGUAAUGAAAGUACACUGCUGCCCCAAAACAUUGAUUGCCUGUAAGUUUUAAAUGAAGUCACUUGUUUUUGGAAGAAAAGAAUUAUGCAUAAUAAAAAUUAUUUAAAUGUUCAAGUAAACAAUGAAA
Messenger RNA from Ctenopharyngodon idella (grass carp), 5042 nucleotides. RefSeq lists its product as uncharacterized. NCBI's taxonomy places the organism in Eukaryota, Metazoa, Chordata, Actinopteri, Cypriniformes, Xenocyprididae. The transcript has 14 exons. The record is from RefSeq and is a predicted model, not a curated record. Gene Ontology annotation, biological process: regulation of glutamate receptor signaling pathway. The coding region runs from base 1 to 4512 and encodes 1503 amino acids.